AUGCACUCGCAGAUGCUGACUGAGGAGUCGACAUGGUAUGACUAUGGGAGACGAACCAUCAAGGGCCGCGAUGCGGAGAGGAGCGAUGAGGCUUGCGGGAACCCGCGGGAGCUCAUUUCACGAAUGAUCUCCCCGAUUCUGCAGAGGGGUCUCGAAGAGGAGAAGCUGACCGGUCUCUGGUCUUGGUGCGCGGCACAGCUCAUCAACGCGACGCACCUGCUUUUUCAUGUACAUGCGGUUGGAAUCAACAACAUGCAGGCCAAGAAAUCUAUACAGGAGGCCCAGGCCGCGGAUGGCGUUCGCUAA
Molecule: messenger RNA, 306 nt
Organism: Colletotrichum lupini
Lineage: Eukaryota; Fungi; Ascomycota; Sordariomycetes; Glomerellales; Glomerellaceae
Exons: 2
Coding region: 1-306 (101 amino acids)
Source: RefSeq, a predicted model, not a curated record